Molecule: messenger RNA, 1164 nt
Organism: Leptosomus discolor (cuckoo roller)
Lineage: Eukaryota; Metazoa; Chordata; Aves; Leptosomiformes; Leptosomidae
Source: RefSeq, a predicted model, not a curated record
AUGUACUUGUUAAUAUGUAGGGGGCUGGUAUCUUCAGCUAGCAGACCUCGUGAAGACAGUUGGUUAAAAUCCCUAUUUGUUCGCAAAGUCGAUCCAAGGAAAGAUGCUCACUCCAACCUCCUAGCCAAAAGAGAGACCAGCAGUCUGUAUAAACUACAGAUUCACAAUGUAAAACCAGAAUGUCUAGAUGCCUACAACAAGCUCUGUCAAGAGGUGCUGCCAAAGAUUCAUGAAGAAAAACACUACCCAUGUGCACUGGUGGGGACUUGGAACACGUGGUACGGAGAGCAAGAUCAGGCUGUUCAUCUGUGGAGGUAUGAGGGAGGCUAUCCAGCUCUCAAUGAGGUCAUGAGUAAACUCCGUCAAAAUAAGGAAUUCACAGAGUUCCGCAAAGAAAGAGGUAACAUGCUUCUCUCGCGCAAGAACCAGUUACUGUUGGAGUUUAGUUUCUGGAAUGAACCUGUUCCCAGAGAGGGGCCUAAUAUUUAUGAACUGAGAUCCUAUCAACUUAGACCUGGAACCAUGAUUGAGUGGGGAAAUUACUGGGCUCGUGCCAUUCGUUUUCGACAGGAUAAUAAUGAAGCAGUUGGAGGAUUUUUCUCACAAAUUGGACAGCUAUAUAUGGUUCAUCACCUUUGGGCUUACAAAGAUCUCCAAACGAGAGAAGAUAUAAGGAACGCUGCGUGGCAUAAACCUGGCUGGGAUGAACUAGUCUAUUACACAGUGCCCCUUAUUCAGGAAAUGGAGUCCAGAAUCAUGAUACCGUUGAAGAUUUCUCCGCUUCAGUAAAGUCACUGGUUUACUUGUGCCUACGUAAAUAAAGUGACAAGUGUUUGUCUUAAAUUAAUUUAUGGUAUACAUUGUAUAUCAUAGUCUGAAAUAUAAAAGUACUGUAUCGAGCUUAUAAAAGAGACCUCUUUUCUUCAGAAUUUAAUGACCUUUUGCUCUUAGGAUUCUACCAGGAAAAACAGAAAUGUAGGACUGUAAUUAAAAGGUUGCUUCAUUGAAAACAAGUACGAAGACAUAUCCGAGUUCCUCUGCAAGCCAGCUCCUCAGGUUCAGUAUGGCACACAGUGUGUAAUAUCUUCUGCUACGUAGACAAUGCCCAGUGUUCGGUGACAGCAACAGAACGGAGCGUUACAGUUGCUGUGGCCUUUGUGCAGC